Messenger RNA from Necator americanus (New World hookworm), 678 nucleotides. RefSeq lists its product as uncharacterized. The transcript has 2 exons. Bases 1 to 678 code for a protein of 225 amino acids. The record is from RefSeq and is a predicted model, not a curated record. Lineage: Eukaryota; Metazoa; Nematoda; Chromadorea; Rhabditida; Ancylostomatidae.
AUGCGAGCCGCCGCUCUGGUUGUCAUCGCAGCAGCUGCUGCCGUCUCUCAUGCCGACGACGAUUCUAUUGAGAAACGAGGAGGUGGACGAGCGUUCGUACCGAUUGAGGAGCGGGGCGGGGCCAGAGCUUUUUUCGAAGACAACAAACGAGGCGGAGCCAGAGUAUUCCCUGCAGACAAAAAGGGCGGAGCACACGCGUUCAGAGAAUUGAAACGAGGCGGAGCGCGUGCCUUUGUGCCGUUAGAAGUACGAGGCGGAGCCGUACCGUCUCAGCUAGAGAAAAGAGGUGGAGGUCGUGCUUUCGUUGAACCAAAGAGAGGAGGAGCCAGAGCCUUCUACGGAAUAGAGCAGCGAGGAGGUGCUCGAGCAUUCUUCAACGAUGAGAAACGAGGCGGAGCCAGACCAUUCACGGACUGGAAGAGAGGAGGGGCUCGUGGCUUCUCAACAAUUGAACUGCGGGGCGGUGCUCGAGCGUUCUUCGAAGAUGAGAAGAGAGGAGGUGCUAGAGCAUUCAAACGAGGUGGAGGACGAGCGUUCGUGCUCGACAAAAGAGGUGGAGCUAGGAUGUUCCAGAACUCGAAGCGGGACUAUACGGACGAUUACCCGGAUUGGUUGAUGUAUGCGGAUCAUGAACAGUCACCAUUCGAAGUCGACGAAAACGUCGACGGUACGUUCUGA